Pestalotiopsis fici W106-1 is the source of this 252-nucleotide messenger RNA. RefSeq lists its product as uncharacterized. The record is from RefSeq and is a predicted model, not a curated record. Lineage: Eukaryota; Fungi; Ascomycota; Sordariomycetes; Amphisphaeriales; Sporocadaceae. The coding region runs from base 1 to 252 and encodes 83 amino acids. The transcript is spliced from 3 exons.
AUGCCUAGCGGCAACAGCAACAACGGUUACUCCUACACUUCCUCGGGCACCAAUAGCCAGGGCAACCACUAUUGCUCCCGUGAUUAUGGUAGCAGCGCCUCGAACUCAAACUCUUACCAUUACUCCAACAGCAAUGGCUCGUACUACUACUCAAACCCCAACGGUAGUACCUACUACAACAAUGGCCAGGGUGGUUCGACCUACACCUCAUCCAGCGGCCAGAGCUCAUCUCAGGGCUAUGGCAAGAAGUAA